CCUUAGCAGCGUGCUAGCUGCUGACACGCUGGUGCGCCGCGUGCCUCGCUCGUGGAUAGUUAGGUAUGAUGAGCGGACGGGCGAGCGCGGUAGUUGUCGGCGCGUGUGGAGCGCUUUUCAUCGCCUACUGUAUUUAUUUUGACAGGAAGCGAAGGAGUGACCCUCGCUUCAAGGAAAAGCUACUUGAACGUAGAAGAAAGCAUAACGUUUCUAGUGAAAAGUCGGGAGUGGCAAGGCUACCUGACCUGAAGGACGCGGAAGCUGUUCAGAAAUUCUUUUUGGAGGAAAUCCAGCUGGGAGAGGAGCUCCUGUCACAAGGUGACUUUGAGAACGGUGUGGAGCACCUGACCAAUGCCAUAGCAGUCUGCGGUCAACCUCAGCAGCUGCUCCAGGUGCUCCAGCAGACGCUGCCGCCUCCAGUCUUCCAAAUGCUGCUCACCAAAUUGCCCACCAUCAGCCAGCGAAUCAUUAGCUCUCAGCCUUUAUCAGAAGAUGACGUUGAAUGAAUGUGAAAGGGAAUCGUCCGCUGUCGGCCUUUUAAAGGAAGAUGCCGUUGAAUAAAUGUGCGAUUGCGGGUGAGAUAGAAAUCUGCUAUCACUCAGAUUGUCUUGAUUAUUUCAGACACUAUUUGUGCACUGACUGGUUGUGACUGCAGUUGUGAGCUUGGUAAUGACAGAGCUCGACCUUUGGACAUCAGGUGACAAUGGCUCCUCUAUCAUGGCACUCCAAGGUUAAAAAAAAAAAAAACGUUUCUGGGAGAUGUUAAACACAUUCCAUCUUUCUAAUCGUAUUCCUGUCUGUUUAUUCUAUUACUUUUUCUCAAACGUAACUUUGUGCUUUAUUUGGGGGACUUCGCUGAUAUGUACUUAAUAAAAACAAAGGUAUGUAAAUGAUUUGUUACAUACUGCUGCACAGUUUAAAUGUGAAGUACGUCUACGAGUGCCUACACAAAGCAGAACACUUGUUUGUGGAAUGUUGUCAAGUUUUCAAUAUUCUUUUUGCAAUGUCAGUAAAAUGUUGUUUUUAUAUUCCAGUCUGUCAUACCUGGAAAUAUUUUGUUUAAAAUCCUGCAAUAAAACAUGAAA
Anoplopoma fimbria (sablefish) is the source of this 1085-nucleotide messenger RNA. It is a transcript of the gene tomm20a, whose product is annotated as translocase of outer mitochondrial membrane 20. The transcript is spliced from 6 exons. Gene Ontology annotation, molecular function: transmembrane protein transporter activity. Lineage: Eukaryota; Metazoa; Chordata; Actinopteri; Perciformes; Anoplopomatidae. Gene Ontology annotation, biological process: protein import into mitochondrial matrix; tRNA import into mitochondrion; protein targeting. Gene Ontology annotation, cellular component: mitochondrial outer membrane; mitochondrial outer membrane translocase complex. The record is from RefSeq and is a predicted model, not a curated record. Bases 66 to 506 code for a protein of 146 amino acids.